UUCAGACACCAAAGCACAAAAUCAGUCUCGCUUCUCUCUCUCUCUCUUCUCUCUUCAAUUUACAUCCGAAUUCAGUUUAUUUCCCAAAUUCAUUAUUCCGGAACCCUAAUUUCCAUGGAUUCGUCUGCGAAAGUCGAGUCGAAGCUCAGAAGAGUUCCCAAGGGUUUCAACGAGGCGCGGAAGGUGCGGGUGGUUGCAAGGAUUAAAAGCUUCGCUGAUCAGGUACUAGAUGGAGGUUCUAUGGCGUCGUGGAUCUCUGUGAACAAGCCUGACGGAGAUGCUUCUGACUCUGUAACCAUCUCUUUCGGAGGUCAACCAGUGAGUCGUAAGGAGACUUAUGAAGUAGAUUAUUGCUAUGAGCAGAAUGAAGACACUGAAAAAAUAUUUGCAAAAGAGGUGAAACCUCUGAUUUGUGGAGUCUUUGACGGUCAUCAUGCAACCGUUAUUGCAUAUGGUGCAAGAGGCACUGGAAAAACUUCUACGAUUCAGGGUACUAUUGAGAAACCGGGUUUGGCAUCAUUAUCCAUGAAUGAAUUACUUUUAAUGGCCAAAGAAAAAGGGAAGUCAAUUUUCAUAUCCUACUAUGAAGUUUAUGUGGACCAUGUUUAUGAUUUACUGGAUCCGAAACGACCAACAGUUUUAGUAUUGGAUAACGGUCAUGGCAAAAUACAACUUAAGGGACUUUCGCAGAUUCCAGUGAAAUCCUUGUCAGACUUCUACGAACUAUAUUUGGGUUCUAGUUCACGUAAACAAGGGCAAAAGAUUGCAAAUGAAUCCCCUCAUAGAAGCCACCGGGGCUUGAUAGUGCAUAUUUCAUCUACCAAUGAGGCUGCUUCGGAUACUCAUUCUGUUGCCAAGAUGAAUUUUGUUGACAUGGCUGGUUAUGAAGAUGCGAGAAGGAAAAGUACUGAUGGCACUAGCCUCGUCGAAAAUAGUAAAAUUAACAAGUUCACAUACGCCUUGCUAAAUGUUGCUUCUGCGUUGAAUUCUAAUGAUAACCAUGUGCCAUAUCGAGAAAGUAAGCUUACACGUAUUCUGCAAGAAUCCAUGGGUGGAACGCAAAGCAAAAUUUUGAUGAUUUCUUGCUUGAAUUCAUCAUUUUGCCAAGACUCCAUCUACAUGGCUAACUUGGCGGCUAGAUCUUGUCAAGUAACCAAGCGGGUUGCUUCGGAUACCAUUAGGAAAAUGAAGAGUUCUACAAAUUCUGUGGUGCAUUCAUCGCUUAGAAACCAGAUACCUAAAAGCGUUUCUGCAACUGCAAAGAAGCAGACCAUCUCCCGAUCUUAUUUUUCUGAAAAGAAGGCAAGCGUUAGUACAACCUCUUCCUAUACAAUAAAAGGAAGGAAGUUGUUUGAAGAUGCAACAAGUCAUUUGGGAAAACGGGACAAGGAAAUUCAAUUGCCAAGCGCAUCUUCUGAUUGUGUACCUCUGAAGUAUGAAGAAGCUACUUCUGUUGUGGACCAGGCAAAUCCCUUGCCGUGUUCUCUAAAGCCUGAAGAAGAAUGUACUUCUGCAUUGGAAAAGGAAUUUUCUGCCGCAGGAAUUUCCAGUGCAGUAGAAACUACCAUAGCGCCAAAGGAUGUUUCUAAUAGCAAUCAUGAUCCUGGAAGAAUCAUUGAUGGCAUGAAUGCAUUAUCUGCCACUGGAGAUGGUCCAAACAUCAAUGAGGGAAACAACCGUUCGAUGAUCAAUAUUGUUGAUGAACUUCCCGUGGAAAGCACACCUGGCGUGACAAGUAGCACUAGUCUGUCUGUUGUUCAAAGUUCAGACUUGGACAAGGAAAACAAUGGUUGUAGUACGAUCAAUGAAGAUAAAUCUCCUCCACUAAGUGCACAAUUACAAGCAUUAUCCAACAAUUGGAGAUCAGUUUGUUCUUCCACACGGGCGUGCUUAAGGGUCUCUGAUAAUAAUGCUCCCAAUGGCUUAGUCUUCACUGAUGUUACAGAACCACAAACUCCAACCAUGGAACGGAGUUUGUGUGUCUACAAUGAACAAGAUGUUGUAAAUCCAUCCACUCCUUGGGAAACAUUCAGCCAGCGCAGUACCGGUGUGAAGAAGUCACUUGUGGAAGAUUAUCUGAGGCUUCUAAAUACAGCUAGCAAGGAAGAGCUGAAAAAAUUGAAAGGAAUUGGAGAGAAGAGAGCAACAUCAAUUAUUGAAUUCCGUGCAGAAUCGCCUCAGCCUUUUAGAAGUCUAGAUGAUUUAAUGGAGAUCGGUCUGUCAGCAAAGCAGAUUAAGGAAAUGAUGAAAAAGGAAGUUGCUGGGCUAUUAUUCAACUAGGAGCCCAAAGGGAACUGAAGAAAUCUCUCCUUUCUAUGGAGAAUUGCUGCGAUUAUGAGAUAUGAUAUAAUUAACCUGAAACUGUCAACGCAUACUGUUGAGUAGUUUGCCCUCCUUAUUAAAAUUAUUAUGAACUGGUACCU
Cucurbita maxima (winter squash) is the source of this 2423-nucleotide messenger RNA. Its product is annotated as kinesin-like protein KIN-10C. Bases 115 to 2280 code for a protein of 721 amino acids. NCBI's taxonomy places the organism in Eukaryota, Viridiplantae, Streptophyta, Magnoliopsida, Cucurbitales, Cucurbitaceae. Gene Ontology annotation, biological process: DNA repair; mitotic spindle organization; microtubule-based movement. Gene Ontology annotation, molecular function: microtubule binding; DNA binding; ATP binding. The record is from RefSeq and is a predicted model, not a curated record. The transcript has 18 exons.